Messenger RNA from Mus pahari (shrew mouse), 2206 nucleotides. RefSeq names its product centromere protein O (gene Cenpo). Lineage: Eukaryota; Metazoa; Chordata; Mammalia; Rodentia; Muridae. The record is from RefSeq and is a predicted model, not a curated record. Bases 365 to 1258 code for a protein of 297 amino acids. The transcript has 7 exons. Gene Ontology annotation, cellular component: kinetochore; Mis6-Sim4 complex.
CUUCCUGAUCAUCAGACUGGCCGGACGUACUCUGCAGUGCAUGCUGGGAUUAGAGUGCAGCUGUGGGCGCCACCAUGUUCGUGUACGGCGGAAGCGCAAAGCACGCUGGGAUCAGUAGGUUACGUUGUUGAAGUUGCGCUCGGCGGGAAUUCUUAAACUGGAUCCUGAGUGAAGAAGCUUUGACGAGAAAGCAAGGCCCGGUGGUAGACAAAUUAGCAUUACUGUACGGCUUCUUAGGGUGUUCGAGGAUGCCCGGCUGGACCAUAGUGGCCACGGCGGUGAGUUAAGGACGUCCGGGUCCAUGUUAUCCCUGCCUUGUACGUCCAGCAUCGUAAGAAAAAACACUUGAGAACCCGAAGAGGAGAUGGAGUCUGCAAAAACUUUGUGUCCAGGCAGAGAGUGUAGAGGAGGUGUUUUAGCUCACCUGGAAAGACUAGAGGCUCGAACAAACAGAUCGAAUAGAAAGUCUGAAGAACCAACAGUUCGUGAAAAGGAAAGUUCUCUUAGGACCAAGAUUCAAGAACUGCAGCAACAGCGAGAUAAGCUGAGGGCAGAAGUGAAACGGUGGAGAGCCAGAGUUAAAGAAUCUGCCAAAGAAGACCCAAGCAAAACAGUGAUUAGUGAACAGGAAGUUCUGGAAAGGGAGUGGAGAAACGUGAAAGCCAUUCUAGAGGCGUAUCGCUUUACAGGGCUCAGUGGGAAGUUGACCAAUCGUGGAGUCUGCGUGUACAUCAGCACAGCCUUUGAGGGGAACCUACUAGAUUCCUACUUUGUGGACCUCAUCAUAGAGAAACCACUCCGGAUUCAUCACCAUUCCAUCCCAGUGUUCAUCCCUCUGGAAAAGAUAGCCGCAGCACACCUACAGACUGAUGUUCAGCGCUUCCUGUUUAGUCUCUGGGAGUACCUAAAUGCCUACGCAGGAAGGAAGUACCAGGCAGACCAACUUGAGAGUGACUUCUGCACUGUCCUCACGGGACCUCUGCAGAGAAACGCCCUGUGCAACUUGCUGUCGUUCACCUAUAAAGUGGAACAGGGACGCCAGGCCUUCUCCUUCAGUGCCAGGUUGCUGUAUGAGGACCCCACAGCAGCUCUUCCCACGGAUGUCACUGUGACAAGGCCAGGUGUGGAAGCAUCAUCCCCUCGUUGGGAAGAGCACAGAGCAUCCCAUCAGAUGCUCUUCCGUACCAAGCCCUUGCACCAGGUGUUUGCUUCACUUUCCGAAGAAAGCGAAAAGCUGGACUUGAGCCUGGUCUCCUGAAAACUGUGUCUCUGUUUGGGAACAGCAGAGAUGAGCACUGUGCUGCCUCCAGUCCAGGACCAGUCAGCAAAAGCUGGUGGGAGAGUCCUUGCCUGGAUGCCACCAUGAGAACAGAUACCCCGUCAUGGGAAUGACAAGUCAGUAUCUGUAGGCACUGGGCAGUUGGGACAGUUCUCCAAAGUGACUUCUUGUUCACUCAGCCUAGUACUCCCGAGUAUCUCUUCCUCCUAGAAGAACCAGUGCUGACUUGAUUGGAUGCAUAUAUUCUUGCUCGAAUCAGCUAGAAUGGGGGGAACUGAAGACCUUUUGUAAGCACUUCCAGCUUUCGUGGGAGCUAUAAAUCCAUGAUAGGGCUUGAGGUUGGGUUUGGAGCAGCGUAUGCUGGGCCACUAUUUGGUAGGAGACAGUAUUUUUAUACUUGGGGGUAUUUAAUAUUGUUUCCUAAAAUAGUUCGGCAGAGAACAGCAUACAUAAAGUCCCGUUAAGGAAACACUGUUGGAAAUCUGCACAUAGAUCAGGGGAAGCUCCUCUGUCAUGUCUCCCUCCUGCAAGCCCCAGGAAUGGCUGUCCUCUCCCCAUGUCCUAGAGACUGCUAAUGUACCUUUUCUCUUUACCACGGGUCUGUGCUGUGCAGCGUGUGUUGUUCCUCGGCUUAGGGCUUCUUGACAUCUUUAGGCCUGCCUGCUGGUCACAUCCUCCCAUUACAACUCCUGCCCUUCCUCUGCUAGUCCCAAAUAGGAUCUUUACUCCACAGGCCCAGCAUUUGGGCUUCACUCUAACUUAGCCGCUUCCUAGAAAUCUCCAUGUGUGGGAGCUCCAGCAAACUCCAGGAAGAAUUCAGGGAAGGUAAGCCAGUAUGGGUCCCCUAACAGGUUGGGAUAAAAGGUUCAUGAUCUGUGUCACAGUAACAGAAUUGUCACAACAGUCUCGUCAAGUUGAGUAAAGCUU